UCUCCUCCCUCAGAGCCCGUUCCCCUAAACAGAAAGGGAUACAGAUUCCGACGACGAUGGCUCCGAUGCCGAGAGCCGUGAGGGCGUUGCGGACCCUAAGGCUCCUCCGGGCCACAUCCACCCCGGGCUUGGAAGCCAGCCCCGCCGGAGCCCCCGCCCGGGCCAUCUCCCACUGCCUCCGGACGCUCCCCGCCGGAGGACCCCGCGGAGGACCUCCUCCUGCUCCUCCCUCAGACACCGGCGCCGACAUCUUCCCUAGUCGCGACGGCUCUGCUCGAACGCGUGACCUACUGAGCGAAGUGCGUCGUUGUGGAAGCGGCGGCCAUUUUGGACGAAGCCGGAAGUGGCUUCUUGAGACGCUUCUUCCGCCAUCUUUGAUGAGGGCGAAUGUACAGCUUCCUCAAGGCGGCAAACAACAUUUAAAAGAACCUUCACUUAAAACAGGUGUUGGCAGAACCGCUGAGAUGGACUCACCUGCUCAGGUGGCAUCCAGGUACCGAUCUUCUGAGCCUAUCUUUGGAGUAGUGGCUCCUGGGAUUAUACAAGAUGCCUUGCUUCACAUGGCCAGGGAGAAUGAGCAGUAUUUGAGUGAGCUCUCCAGUGAGGCAGGCUCUUUCAAGGAGACCAAGAUAGUGGAAUUUGUAUUUCUCUUAUCUGAAAAAUGGAGCCUGACUGAAACUGUAAGAUACCAAGCAAUAGAAAUAUUUGAAAGGUUCAUGCUCACACUUACUGAAGAGUUUUCCAAUUGCAACAGAGCAAAGGGAGAAGAUAACACUUGGGCCUCAGUGAAACAGCAAAUUGAGGACACAUAUGUGCUGCGUCUUGUGUCUUCUAUCCAACUUGCCAGCAAGCUCUCUUUCCACUACAGAAUUGUUAAUAACAACAUGGUUUUGAAGUUUCUGAAGUCCUUGGGUUUCUCUUAUACAACAGAAGAACUGCUGGAAUCUGAACUGGCUAUCCUGAAGGGUUUGCAUUUUCAGAUCAAUGUUCCAUUCCCUUUUGCUUAUGUCGAAAUGCUCCUGGAGGUUUUAGGAUACAAUGGUUACUUGCGUCCCACAAAAGAGCUACAGGAAAUGUGCAGAUAUUUGCUGAGCUUAACAUACCUCUUGCGCAGCAGUAUUUAUGACACUUUGCUGAAGUCUUCAAUUGAAAACUCAUCUCCAAGUGAACUCCAGCUAGCCAAGUUUGUAUCUGUAAAAGAAGAUUUUAUGCUACUGGCUGUGGGAGUCAUUGGUGCAAGCUCUUUCCUGCUGAACCCUGAGGGCUGGAAUCAGGUUGUGGAGCACCUCAGUGAAACCACAGGCAUCAGUCUACAGAGCAUUGUUGAGGCAGUCUAUGCAAUUCUGAAGCACAGCAUUGAGGACUGCUAGAAUUCCCCCUUUCUCCCCGAGGCUGAAGGCCUGCACAUCCAGCAAUAUGUUGUUAGAUAUAAUUAUUUCUGCAUUCACAGGGUUAAGUUUUAUGUUAAUUCUUUGUGAUGGGGCAAGGUAGAUAUUUUAAAUAAAGGCAUCUCUGCUCCUGUCCAUAGCUAAGGGUCAGAUUUAUUUUUGUAAGCAGUGGUGAAGAGUUAUGAGUGCUUGAGGGGAAAACACACUACAUCUGAGAUAUGAGAAGUCCUCCUUCUGAAAGCCUUGCCAAAGGCAGAAGUCUCAAUAUGGAUGGAUUAAUUCAUUUAUAAGGGAAGAAAAAUGAAUAUUUCCAUGUCUGUUCCUUAUGAAUAAAGAGACUGUGUUAAUAAA
Messenger RNA from Sceloporus undulatus (fence lizard), 1739 nucleotides. RefSeq names its product cyclin N-terminal domain containing 1 (gene CNTD1). The transcript is spliced from 10 exons. Lineage: Eukaryota; Metazoa; Chordata; Lepidosauria; Squamata; Phrynosomatidae. Gene Ontology annotation, cellular component: site of double-strand break. Gene Ontology annotation, biological process: reciprocal meiotic recombination. The record is from RefSeq and is a predicted model, not a curated record. The coding region runs from base 57 to 1370 and encodes 437 amino acids.